This is a messenger RNA of Malaya genurostris, 2990 nucleotides long. It is a transcript of the gene Pect, whose product is annotated as ethanolamine-phosphate cytidylyltransferase. Gene Ontology annotation, cellular component: cytoplasm. NCBI's taxonomy places the organism in Eukaryota, Metazoa, Arthropoda, Insecta, Diptera, Culicidae. The record is from RefSeq and is a predicted model, not a curated record. The transcript is spliced from 7 exons. Gene Ontology annotation, biological process: phosphatidylethanolamine biosynthetic process. Bases 836 to 2017 code for a protein of 393 amino acids. Gene Ontology annotation, molecular function: ethanolamine-phosphate cytidylyltransferase activity.
UUUACUUUUUCCAAUGUUUACAACAAACUUUUGCAUGCUAGCCUGAACUUGAUUUUAAUUUCGAUUAAUCCACGUGAGCCCUCUAGUAUAAACGCAGUGUAGAAGAGAUCAUCAUCCGUAUACCUAUUGAAAAAAAAUAUUAGAAAGUUUCGAAAGACAUUGUAAAGGUUAAAAGAGAAAGUGGUAGAUAUAGAGCAGUAAUUUCUCUAUUCCAUCAAUAGAUAUUCUUAGUAUCGUGAUUCAAAUUUGGUUUGCUUUUUAUAUAAGUUAUAAAUAACUAAAAUGUUUAUUCAUUUAAUACCGAUCCUUGGUCAAUAUUACAAGUAAACAAGAUACAGUGUUGAGAUGCCAUGCGUUUGAGAGAGAAAAACAAAGCAAGCUACGAUGACUGUUCUCAUAGAGCGUGUGUUUCUCGCUCCUAGUUAUCAUUGCAUCAGCCGCAGCCCAGUCCUUUAGAAUCAUUCAAGCACUGAACAGUGGAAGUCGAUUUACGGUUUCAUACGUGAAAAAUUUACAAGCCGGAGCCACCCGGAAAGGAAGUUCUCUUCGAGACACUUGACGUUUUAUUUCGAGUUAAUUUAUUUCAUUAUCGUCAAUGUGAACGUUUUUUGCUACAAGUUUUUGUCCCGUUCACCGAGUUCUUAUCACUAUUUGUCUCGGUUGCCGUUCAAGAAAGCGUUUUAUAAAAACGGUCAGCUGGUGCGAGAAAAAUCUCAUUUGCUGUGCUGGUUUUGUUGAGCCUGGAACUAACAAGUGUCCCGUGUAGGUUAUUUGGUUUUUUUCGAGUGACAUUCGACUGCAAAAAUAAAGCUUGCUGUGAUCGAUAGAAGCAACUAUGGAACACGUCAACGGAAACGCCGAGAAAGAAAUUCGAGUUUGGUGUGAUGGAUGUUAUGAUAUGGUGCAUUUUGGACAUGCAAAUUCCCUUCGCCAGGCGAAAGCACUAGGCCACAAGCUUGUUGUAGGAAUCCACAAUGACGACGCUAUCACGAAAAAUAAAGGCCCGCCGGUAUUCACCCAAGAAGAGAGAUAUAAAAUGGUGCGUGGCAUCAAAUGGGUUGACGAGGUUGUGGAGGAUGCCCCGUACGUGACAACUCUGGAGACAUUGGACAAAUACAACUGUGAUUUCUGUGUACAUGGAGAUGAUAUCACGCUGACAGCCGAUGGUGUCGAUACGUAUCACUUGGUCAAAUCAGCUAAUCGUUACAAGGAAGUUUCACGAACGGCCGGCGUGUCGACGACGGAUCUUGUCGGCCGGAUGCUGCUGAUGACGCGUAACCACUUCAAACAAGGUGACCAAGAGUAUAGCGUGGAGAAGGAUGAACAAAUUGAAGCAAUAAACUAUUUAUUCAAGAAAUAUCAAAAGAAACUUGCAUCUACCACAGGCUCAUCGAAACUGGGCCAGGACCAUUCGGCGCGAAGCCCCUGGACGGGUUGUUCCCAGUUCCUACCGACCACGCAGAAGAUAAUCCAGUUCAGUGACGGCAAGGCACCGAAACCAACCGACCGAAUUGUGUACGUGGCAGGAGCCUUUGAUCUAUUCCACGUUGGACAUUUGGACUUCCUAGAGAAAGCCAAAGCUUAUGGAGACUAUUUAAUCGUUGGACUGCACACCGAUCCGGUGGUGAAUGUGUACAAAGGAGGAAACUAUCCGAUUAUGAACCUGCACGAGCGGGUGCUCAGUGUCUUAGCCUGCAAGUAUGUUAAUGAAGUUGUGAUCGGUGCUCCCUACUCGGUGACGAAUGAUUUGAUGGAACAUUUCAACGUCGACUUGGUAUGCCACGGACAAACCGCAAUUGCACCGGAUGUCGGUAAUAUUGACCCUUACGCAGUACCAAAGCAGAUGGGCAAAUUUAUGCUGAUAGACUCAGGAAACUCUAUCACAACCGAAGACAUCGUUGAGCGCAUCAUAAGGCACCGGUUGGAGUACGAGGCACGCAACACCAAAAAGGAGAAAAAGGAGAUUGAAGUGUUCGAAGCUAUGCAACGGGUGAAAAUCGCCGAAAAAUGUGGUUGACCAGAUUAAUUUGCCAGCAAACUUGCAAUCAGUUGUCGGAUUAUUCAAUAUUUUCUAUCGUCAGCAGUUUGUAAAUCUAAUCUCUUUUUCAACGAGCUUCAACAGGUUCAGUCAAUGGAAAAAAAGAUAGUGAUUGCCAUUUCUACCAGUUGUGUUAUUGAGCAUUGCAUUAUGGUGGCAACUAUAUUAGACUAUACAUUUUAGGCAGUAUCUAUACAAAUAGCAUCGUGCUACAGAAAAUGAGGUUAUGAUAUGAUUAGUUAUUUGUUAAUUAGGUUUUUCAGUUUUAUUUUUCUUUCAUUGAUUUAAUAUAUUUUGAAGCAUAGAAACUAAUAUGUGUAUCAAUGUUACAAAUUACAAAAUGAAUGCAUUCUGAUAUUAGAAUCUCAUAAACAAUAUAUAAUUUUUAUCCCUGAUAAAUUCCAUAAGUUCAAAUCUUUGGUACGGUCGUAAAAUAUUAAAUACUGAUAACAUACGUCUACUUCAGAAAUUGUUUAGCUGGUUAAGAAUUUUUUUUUAUAGUUAAUGCGUUAUGUAUGUUUAAUUUAGCAAAUAACUUGUUUUCAUUUCAGCGAAAAUAAGCAUGUGUACUUUCAGUUUUAAAAAGAUUGUUUAUGUAUAACAAAAGACGGAAAGCAAAAUAAUGUCAAUAUAGAUUGUUUUUGUAAAUUUACUGUACAGGUUAUAUAAGAAAACAAUGCAUAAUCAGUUAGGUUUACAAAUGUAUAAUUGCAGUUGUAUGCUUGCUUAAUCUAGGUUUAUUCUAAUUCAUACUGGACAUUUCAUGAAAUGUGUGAUUCUAGUAAAAAAACAUUCAGUAAGUUCCAAAAAUUAAAGCUGACAUCAGUCAAAGGCGUUUGAUAUAGUAAUUAAACGGGAGUCACUUUUUAAUUAAUGAUACUUAAAAUCUGUUCUAUUGAAAAAUAAUAAUAAAAUGUUUAAGACGAAAUACAAUCACUGUCAUUUAAUUGAA